Messenger RNA from Closterium sp. Yama58-4, 2850 nucleotides. The record is from the annotation of a GenBank genome assembly. Lineage: Eukaryota; Viridiplantae; Streptophyta; Zygnematophyceae; Desmidiales; Closteriaceae.
AUGGCACCGUCGCUGGGAUGUGCUGGGGACCCGAAUUGCGAACUGAGAGGGACGAGCGAGCGACGUGAAAAGAGGAGGCGAACGAACGAUAGGCGUCAGGACGACGCUGACCCCGAAGACCAGGGCAGCGACCUGAUCGACGCGCUCCCAGCGGUGCUCUGGCACCGCAUUUUCCGCCUGCUGCUGGAUCGCCCAUGCACCGCCACCCCUCCGCACUCCGCAGGCGGCCGCUACUACUGCCGCGCGCGCAGCACGGCGCAGCGAGCAGAGGCCAACUCCGGAGACGCCGGCCGUGGCGGCGGUGCUGGUAGUUCUACUGGCAGCAAUGUCCCACAAAGCGAUGAGAAUCGUGCGGCUAGAAUGGCACCGGUGCCCGUGUUCGUGAAGGCCGGGGUGUCGCCGUGCUGGCUGCAUGCACGCAACGCGCGAACGUACGGCUCCUCGUGGGCGCUGCUGUGCUGCGCAAUUGCUAGCAAGAGGCUGCUCCUCCUCGUCGCCUCCUUCUCCGAACAAGGCACGCCCAUGAGUCUGCACCUCAGUCCCGCCCAGCCCCAGUGGACCACCAGCUUCACAGAGGAGGAUUACCGCCAGAGCGACUGGAAUCUAGGCUUUCUCAAGACCUGCUCCUCCCUGCACUCCCUCACACUCGCACGUGGAGCCUGGCGCUUAGCCCUGGCCGCCAUUUCCCCCCAGCUGCACGAAUUCUCGUUCUGCGAGCCGUGGAAGCUGGAGGAGGAGGGAGGGGAGGACUGCAAGGGACCCGUGCUGCUGGCGCUCGAGUUCCCCAGGGCUCGCCGCCUCUCCUUCCGCUUCCUCAGCCACGAGCUCAAGCUGAAGCUCGCCCUCUCUCACGACUCCCUCACCUCCUUCUCCGCCUGUGCCCAGUCCCUCACUCUCGCCUGCCGCUCUGCCCGCCCUCUCACGUUGACCCAGCUGUUGCUGUUUGGGGAAGAGCGGAUCCAUAUUGCCUCCUUUGAGGUUGCCUUUGUCCGUGCAAUCUACCUCAACGCCCCGAUUAAACUGCUGCCGCCGCCGCAGCCCUCUGCAUGGGCGGACUGGCUGCGUGCCCUCGCCCCAACAGUGGAGCUGCUAAUAGCGAGGCAUGACAUUGACCUCGAGGCCUGCAGGUUCCCCUGGCCGCGGCUGCAGAGCCUUGGGAUAGUCGUGGCGAGUGACUACGAUGUGAUGAACCCGGUGCGAGGGGAGAUGGCGGUGGAAGAUGUGCAGAGAGCAGAUGGGAAUGAGAUCAUCGAGUGGACGAGACGCCAGAGAAGGAAGGAGCAGGCGGAGGCGAGGGAGACGGAGUGGAGGAUGAGGAAUCAAGGGCUCACUCGCUUUCACGCAGGUCCAUUUGCGUGCGUUAUUGCAGCGGUAGCGGGGCUGGUGGUAGCGAGGCGAAGGGAUUGGCAGACACUUGCUCUGCACCCAGGGCGCGUCACAUCGGACGUUCGGACGCUCUCUUCUCUUGCAAGCAGCUUUCAGUACUUCGCCCUUGACAUAUUCUUUCCCGCCAUGGCGACGGGCUCGCUGAAACAGAUCGCCAAGCGUCGCCUGCGCGACCUGCUCGUCGCAAGCACCGCCGGUCGCACAUUCGCAUCAGCGCCGAGUCCCGUCCAACCCGCCGUUGGUCACUCUCGCGUUGACUCCGCCGUUCACCACGCGCGCGCUGACUCCGCCGCGCGCACCCAAUUCGCAGCCACGAACCCCUCGUCCGCUGUGCUCGCCGCUGGUACCACCGACUCUCUGCGGCCUGCCGCGUCGCAGCCCACAUCGCAGCUUACGUCGCAGCCCACGUCGCAAAGAUUUCCCGACGAAUGUUUUCAACCGGCCUUCCUACCACGCGGCCACUGCCAGCCCGCUCUACCCUUGCCGCCUUCCGCGCUUACAGCAUCGGCGCGCUCUCAAGCGCCUCACACGCUUUGGCCUGCCGCGCCACGCGCAGAAUCCGCAACAGCACCAGCGGCGGCGGCGGCGGCAGCAGCGCGCUGCCACCACUCCGCCGCCGAGCCGUGCCACCACGACGAGGCGCGGACAGGAAACGGAGCCACGUCAGCAGCGACGGCGACGGCCGGCAGCGGCGGUCGUGACAGGCCCGUCGAUUCUGUGACGCCUGCCACGUCAGCAGCUGAUGACUCGUCCGCGUGCUGGCUUUGCUCUGCCGAUCGCGGCGCUGAUGCGCGCGCGGGGGAAAAGGACAACCCGUCCGCGGUUGACAUGCGCGCGGAUGCGGAUGCGGAAGCGGAGGGCGCGAGGGGCAGGGGGGAUGGUGCGACCAAGGAGGGCGAUCCGCUGACGUGGCGAUUCUUCUGCGGGACAUGUGGCGCGCUGCAACCGGUGGACAAACAGACGGACCUGUUCGAACUGUUCGGGCUCCCGCGUGCAUUCGCCAUCGACCUAUCUCUGUUGGAGCAGCGCUACAAGCAGCUGCAGAAGAUGCUUCACCCGGACCUGCAUGGGGGCAGGUCGGAGGAGGAGAGAGAGCUAUCAGCGGAGCAGGCAGCACAUGUCAUCGACGCCUACUACACGCUCCUCAGACCGCUCUCUCGAGCCAAGUACCUCCUGCGGGCCAGUGGUGUGACAGCAGCAGAGCUGAGUGGCGACAGUCCAGGGAGGGACCAGCAGCUUCUCAUGGAGGUGAUGGAGCUGAGGGAGACCAUUGAGGACGCUGACAGCCCUGAGCAGCUGCAGGCGCUGCAGAUGGAGACCCAGGAGAGAAUGGAAGGGCUGUACAGCAGUUUUGACGAGGCGUUUCGGCAAGGUGAUGUGGGGGCAUGCGUGGGGCUGCUGCACCGCAUGGCUUACUUCCAACGUGUGGCCAAUGAGAUUGACAACCGCCUGCAUUCCAUGUAG